Triticum dicoccoides is the source of this 907-nucleotide messenger RNA. Its product is annotated as F-box/LRR-repeat protein At3g48880-like. The transcript is spliced from 2 exons. Bases 70 to 636 code for a protein of 188 amino acids. Gene Ontology annotation, molecular function: protein binding. Lineage: Eukaryota; Viridiplantae; Streptophyta; Magnoliopsida; Poales; Poaceae. The record is from RefSeq and is a predicted model, not a curated record.
GCUGGUACACCCCACAACCUACCUCUCCAUUUGCGAAAGAAAAAGAAACCUACCGCUCUCCGACCGUCCAUGGCGCCGGCGGCGGUCCGGCCGUGGGGGGAGCUGCAGCACGACCUCCUUGUGGCGAUUAUGUCCCGCGUGGGCGCCCCCGAUUUACUUUCUGGCGGCGCACCCCGUACCUGCUCUGCGUGGUGGGCCGCCGCUCGCGACCCGCUCGCAUGGCGCCGCGUUGAUCUCCGGGACUGGACAGCCCGGACCUCCGCCCGGCGCGCGGCUGGGACCGGUGCCACCAGAGGGAGCAUCUCCGUCCAGGCCGCUCUCACCGGCGACCUUGAGGUCGCCGCAACGCGGGCAGAUGGUCGGAUGGAGGCUGUGCUCCUCCCUGAGUUUGCCGAUGAAGAGCACCUCAUGUUCCUCGCCGAGAGGAGCCCAAACCUGCACUAUUUCAGCUUUCCUACCACAUGUAUGACUUCUGAUGACUUCUGUAUGGCGAUCACCAAACUUCAGUCACUUAAAGGCAUGGCGGUGGAUGAGAGUCUCAUUAAUUAUGAUGUCCUCCUCCAUGUGCACCAAUGUUGCACAGACUUUCUGGAACUGAAAGUGUUUGCUCUCUAUGUGGAUGAAGAUAUGGCCUAAGUAGGAUAAAAACAUCAAAAGAGAACACACAGCACUAAGUAGUGAGCUGCUUGAAGGGCAUGAUGGUCAAAUUUAAAAUUAACCAAUUAUUAGUGUAUGUACUUCGGAGUGCUGCUGUCAUCUUUGAUGACUCCUGGCUACCAUAUUGCAUGCCAAUUUUGGGUGACUAGUUUUGAGCACUGUUUUAGAGAAACAAAUCUUGUUGCCCAUGAACUCAGCAAAGCUAGCAAAACGUGUUGUAUAUGUACUGUAAUAGUUUCUCCAAUUUCAA